GAAAACACGUGUUGUAGUAAACUGUCAAUAAGAGCUAACCGCGAAACUUUUAUCCAUUCGAUGAACAUUUUUAAUUAGAGUAUCGCAUUGUCAUUACCAUUCGAGAAUGAUGGCGGCAGAUUUUCCCAUCUUAAAAAAUGAUCGUAUUCUGAAAGCUGCAAAGGGCGAAAAACCUGAUAAACUUCCGGUAUGGGUUAUGAGACAAGCGGGAAGAUACUUGCCAGAGUUCCGUGAUUUUAGACAAAAGCACGACUUUUUUGAGGUAUGCCAAACCCCAGAAUAUGCUUGUGAAGUAACCUUGAUGCCUAUAAACAGGUAUGAAUUGGAUGCGGCAAUUAUAUUCAGCGACAUUUUAGUUAUUCCCCAAGUGCUCGGAAUGGAAGUAGAAAUGAAACCUAAAGAAGGACCAGUGCUUCCAAAUCCUCUUACCCUGGAAAUGGUAAAAGAUUUAAAAACAGAUGGUGCUGUAGAUCGUUUGGAUUAUGUGGGCAAAGCUAUAACUUUAACCAGGCAAAGGCUGAAAGGAAAAGUGCCUUUAAUUGGAUUUUCUGGAGCACCUUGGACUCUUAUGGGGUACAUGAUUGAAGGAGGGGGCUCAAAAACAUACAGCAAAGCAAAAAAAUGGCUUUAUGCAUAUCCGGAGCAGGCACACAACCUCCUAAAUCUUUUAACUGAUGUAAUUAUAGACUAUUUGGUAAUGCAAAUCAAAUCUGGAGCACAACUAGUGCAAGUAUUUGACAGUAAUGCUGAGUAUUUGAAUAAACAUUUGUAUUUAACAUUCUGUAUUCCAUAUUUACGAAAAAUCAAUGUAGCGGUAAAAAAGAUGUUGAAGGAGCAACAUAUCAAUGAAGUACCAAUGAUUUUAUUUGCUAAAGGUGGUUGGUACUGUUUGGAAGAACAAGCAGACUUGGGAUAUGACGUUUUGGGGAUUGACUGGACUGUUGAACCAACUUUUGUAAAGAAUAUUUUGAAAAACAAAAAUAUUACCAUUCAAGGAAACUUAGACCCAUGCGCUCUCUAUGCCCCACAGGAAGAACUAGAAGAAUUAGUUCAAAAUAUGAUCAAACAAUUUGGAUCCGAAAGAUACAUUGUCAAUUUGGGCCACGGUAUUUAUCCUGAUGCACCUACAGAAUCGCUCGAAACAUUAACAAAGAGUGUGCAUGGUUUUUCUAUAUGAUUGAACAUUUAAGGAGUUUAAUAAUAAGCAUUCCCAUAUUAUUUGUUAUUAAAUACCUUUGACACA
Messenger RNA from Cylas formicarius (sweet potato weevil), 1243 nucleotides. RefSeq names its product uroporphyrinogen decarboxylase. Gene Ontology annotation, biological process: heme biosynthetic process. Lineage: Eukaryota; Metazoa; Arthropoda; Insecta; Coleoptera; Brentidae. The transcript has 5 exons. Gene Ontology annotation, cellular component: cytosol. The coding region runs from base 107 to 1177 and encodes 356 amino acids. Gene Ontology annotation, molecular function: uroporphyrinogen decarboxylase activity. The record is from RefSeq and is a predicted model, not a curated record.